AGCAAACAGGCGGAGCGACUGGGACAGUCGAUGCCUCUCUGCGGCAAAGCAAAACAGUAGCAGCAGACCAUUCGAAUGCCAACAAAUACACGUGCGCCAGGCGUGUCUGAAGUGUCGCCCGUGCAGUGUGCGCCGACCUUUUUCGGCCGCCGACUGUGAAUUGUGGUGACUAAAACACGAGUGGAGUUUUCUGAUCCACACGCGUGUGCAGCUGUUUUUUAAAGGGCAUUAAACGUUUGUCAUGAGUGGAUUUGGAUGCUGAAACGCGACCUUCGAGUUUGAUUGAGAAAGAGAGGCGUGGAUUGUUUAUAAACAAAACAGGAAUGAAGGAGGCGGCGCUGGCGUGCGGCGAGCCGGACGCCAAGCCGCUCGAGUCUGGCGUCCUCCUGCAGAACCUGCGCUGCCUGGUGCCGUCAAUGGCCGAGGGGUCACCGCCACCGUGUCCGCCGCCGUCGUCCAACUGUAGCUCAGCCGCCUCUUCGCCGCGGCCGUCCGAGUCGCCAGAGCCGGCCAAAAAGCAGGACGCCGGCGGCACCGAGAGCGACAGCGGCCACAGCAGCAACGGUGAGUGUCCCGAGAGUCACGGCUGCCCCACGUGUCCGGCACUGUUCGGCGUGAUCGAGAAGAUUGCCAACGUGCUGGACGCGCAGACAGAGCGUCCCGACAGUUGGGACGAUUGGCAUGAGCGGCCGUCCGAGGCCGAGCGGACCAACUGCCCCGCCGAGGAGGACCCAGUUGAUUUCAUGCAGACUGACAUGGAGUAUCGCGUUGUGGACAGCGACUCGGACGACCCGGACACAAAGCGUCCAGCGUCCCGGCUCCGCUUCAUCGACGAAGAGGACGAGGAGGAGGAGGAGGAGGAGUUUGAGGAAAAAGACAAGUGCAGCUUCCUGGACAUCAUCGCCGAGGCCGGCGAGCAGUCGGACGAGCCCUGCACGUCCAGCAGCAGCGAGGACAGCGAAGUAUCGGUGGUGGUGCGCGCGCCCCUGGCGGCGGCCGAGGGAGACGGUGAGGAGGCGGCGCGGUCGAUAAUCGACGAGGAGUCGCGGCAGUCGGCCGUGCGACUGCAGCAGAGUGAGAGCACCUCCGCCGCGGCUGCUGCCAGUCCAAUGAGGCAGAAGGACUCGGACGGCGGCGGCAAGGAGCCCGGGGGCGGCGGGGGCGGGGGCGGCGCAAACAACAACCUGCACCACGCGUCGCCGUGCACGGAGGCGUGCGUGGCGUCCGAGUGCUGCUGGAAUGACGAGUGCCUGGAUCGGCGAGGCCGGCCGCUUAAGUCCAUCAUCAAGUCAAGCCACGCGACCGGACACAAGCGCAGGGUCACCUUCAAUGAAAACUGCAACAAGUUCUUCGACGCCGACUACGUCAUCCUGGUCGGUGAGGACUGUAACGGCGACGAGACUACGCGGCUCGUGUCCAUGUGCAAGAAGCAGCCGAACCAGCCGCUUCCGGACGCCUUUCCCACAGAGCUGUGUCCCUUCGAGCAGACCCUCGACUACGUCGACCACCAGGUCACCCUCAGCCCGCCUGAAGGCUACAAGGACGUACUCGGCGCAGUCAGACACGACGAUGAGUCAGAAUCAGAGUCAAGUGGCGAAGCGCAGGACGAGGACGGGUGUCAGUCGCCGAUCUGCGAGCAGUGCUCUGCAUGUUCGGCGUGCGCGUCGCAGCACCAACAGCAACAGCAGCAGCAGAGGUACAUCGUGGAGACGAUCACGCUGACGACAGUGACGGAGCGUCGGAUUGUGCGUGAGGCUGGCGGCGAGCAGGAGCAGCCGCAGCUCAGCGGCAUCCUCAAGGGCGGUAAAUUGUGGAAGAACUGCAGCGACUCGAGCAGCGUUGACACGGCCAGCUCGCCGGCCAGCGAUGAUGGAGAGACGUCGGCGCUACAGGUGCGUCGGUCGGUGCGUUUCUCUGAGGAGGAUGAGGACAAAGACGGCAGCGACAGGCCGGUGAUCAUCGAGGAGGCAGAGCGAUUGGACGACCCGCCGACGCCGCCGGCCGAGCUGAGCCUGGCCCCACUGCGGCUGGGGCCGGUGCUGCUGAACACGGAGCGGCUGCCGGCCAACUCGGCCGUGCGCCAGCUCUUCCCCGACCAGCGGCAGCAAAAGAGACUGCUCAGCAUUUCGGACGACACGUGCAGCCUGGACGGCAAGGAGCUCAAGUCACCUGGUGGUGGCGGAGGCGGCGGAGGCGGCAGCAAUAGUGACGACGAGCUGUCCAGGGGCUCGACGUCCAGCAUCAAACGCACGAUCGAGAGGAACACGCUGCGUCGGAGCCUCCUGCGCUACUCGGAGCCCGGUGGCACGGUGCGGCGGCGCUCGGUGCCGAGCAAGGACGAGAACUCGCUGGUCGAGCGCAUCAAACAGCUGACGUGCGACAUUGAUGACGAGCCCUUCGCACGCAGCGAGUCACCUGGCCAGCGGCAGCAGCGGACGGGGCUGUUGGGCCGCGAGCGGUGCCACUCCGAGUCGGGAAAGGACUUCCACCCGCCGCAGCUGCAGCUGAUGCAACAGGACAACUGCUGCUGGCUGAUGGUGGACCCGCCCCGCGGCGGCGUCAAGAUCGCCGCGGCCGCACGCAAGCAGCUGCACCUAGGCGAACGCGAGACGCCGCCGGACGGCAGUGCCGUCUCCACGGCGCCCGACGGCACCAUUUACGGGUUGGACGACAUCGACGAGGUGCUGGCCGGCGAGUGCGUGUGUCCACCGCCGCCCGAGCACCAGCAGCCUCCGGACAUCCUGGCCACCGUCCAGCAGCAACAGCAGCAGCAGGACGAGCUGGCCAUGUUCGUGCAGCGCGACCUGGGCCGCAUCGAGCGGCUGAAGAAGCGGUACAGCCUGACCGAGGAUGACGACCAGGACGACUACGGUUUCAGCCGACGGCCGUCGGUGCGGGGCAUCAAGCCUCGUUUCGGCUCCACCACCGAGAUCAUCCAGCAGAUCCAACUGCAACUGCAGCCGCCGCCGGCGCCGUCGCGCGUCACCUGGCCCUACCCGCUCGAGGGCAGCGUGUCGUCGAGUACGUCGUCGCCGGUGCUGUCGCCGACGGAGCAGCACCCGCGGCGCCGCUCGCAGCCGCCCAUCCCCAUCCGCCAACAGCCCCUGAUGACCUCCGCCGCCGAGGACCCGUACUACGCCACCGUGCCGCACGACUACCGCUACGUCGAGUACUCGAGCAACGGCGCCUACGUCUACGCCUCCAGCUACCCGGCGCCGACCGCCUAUUCCGCAGAGUACUCCGAGUCGCCGCCACCGCCGGCCCGCUACCUGCCCAGCACGGGGGCGCCGCCACCGCCACUGCAGCAACGCCGCCCGCCGGUCGUCUAUCCGCAGUACGUGACGCAGCAGCCCUACCGCGGAGGCGGUGGUGACUACUACUACCCCCAGCAACAGCCGCCCCCGUCGCGGUUCUACCAACCCGCCCCCUAUCCCCAGGCCAAGUACCCGGCCUUACCGCCGCCCUCGGGCCCCCAGACCGACCUGCCGAGCCCGUCGGCGGCAAUGGUGCGCGCCCUAAGCCCCGUGCCCGCCGACUCGCCAACGCGCAGCGCCAUUAAGUUCGAGCGCGGCGCACCCGAGGGCGCCAGCGCCUCGCCCGGCUUCCCGCAGCAGGACUUCUACGCGGGCAGCAGGUUGGGGCAGGUCCCCGCCGACGCGGACCAGCAGCCCUCCUCCCAGCAGCAGCAGCAGCAGCAGAUGCAGCAGCAGCAGCUGAACUCGUCGGUCUACUACGCGAUGAACGUUUGACACAGCUGUUCGUACUUUGAGCAUGAGGUGUGAAUAAAAAAACGGACACGCGUCUCUGCUCCUGCUUUUCCUUUAUGUUAACGUUCUACGACGUGUGUGCGAUGCACAACAAUACUGAAUUCGUACAAGUUCCAGUCAUUUCUUGUAUUGUAAUUAUAUCCAACGUAAUAUUCCCUAUGUGUAUGAUUUUCUCGCGCGAUCACUUCCACAAACAACAGAAAUUUAAAAUCUAUAUCUAUGUAAUUUUUAAAUACAAACAAAUCAAGCAAACACGAGGAUUGCAUUAACAGUAAAAACAUAAAAUGUAUAAAGAGAUUUGGAUUCUCUCUGACAUUUUUUGUUUUUGGUUCUUGAAUCAAGUUCACUGAUAUGAUUUUAUAUUUUCAUUGUAUUUAAUUCGUGCCCUUAUGUAACGGUCAGUCAUUGCAAAAAAAAUAAUUUUAGGCCGUCUUGUCAUUCCAAAAUAUUAUUUAUCUUAAUCAAGAGACUGCUGUGGCUCUUCCAAAUUCACCAUUUUUUUAAACUCGUCGAUUUUAAUAGAUAAUUUUUAGUAGAAAAUAUAAACCCCACGUUUUCGUACUGUCCAGCUUGUUUUGGCCCCGCGGCUCUCAUCAACAGUAUUAUACCUCCGAAAUUAAAUUCACUCCACAGUGUUACCGGGGAAAAAUAGAAAUGAAAGGUCGUAACGUGGUAUUGAUCUUUUCUUUAAUAAAUUACACUCAGCCCCAUCCUUGUUGAAAAUUGCAGAGGUUAUUAUGUAUUUAUUAUAUUUCGUAAUUAAUUCAAAAAAUUUUCCGCAAAAGUAUUUCAUCAUUUUUUUAUAGCUUGACGUGUUUAUUGAAUUUAAAAAUUCCAACAGUGAUCGCGCGUCAAAUUCCAAAAGGUUUGUGACUCACUCUCAGAAUUGACUCUUUGUUGCGUCAUUUUUAUUCAACUCAUAUUUGAUUGCGUAUAAAGUGUUUCGACACGCCACACACCUCUCAUCGGAACGAACAUGGCAAAAAGUGAAUUGCAUUUCAACCGUAGCUCGUAAGGUUCUUCGUUAAUGACUGUCAAACACGUAGGAACGACCUUUCCUGUGAAGGGCGAGGACCCUGAUUACUCAGUAUUUGGAUGCCAAAGUUAACUAUAGGACACGACGCGCGUGUGCUAUUUUACACAAUAUCACUCCUUUAAGUGUGAUUAAAGCAGUGAUAUUUUUUGCUGAACAAUGAGAGAGAAUCAGUAGCACACGUAUUUAAUUAAAAAUAUAAAACGUGUAGCACGUGCACUGCAACGGGAAUCAUGCAGAGAAAGCGACGAUCUUCCUCCAGAAAAAACAAACGAAAUGUCUGAUUCGUAGCAAAAAUAAGAUUGUACGAAGUAUUUUGUGCUAAAAACUGGAAACGUACAUGCCACGCUUGAUUAUUGAUCAUUUAUUGUUAUUACAUGGCCUAUAGAAGUUUUAUCUCCUUCGCGAAAAAAAAACAAGCCGGAAGUCAUUUUUUGAUUUCGUCGUCACUGUGUACUUAGAGAUACAAGAUAAUAUGUGAUCCUUGUUAAAAAUGUACUGUACCAGUUUAAGAGCAAAAAAGAAAAGAAAACUUUUUUAAAUCCGUGUUAAGUAUAAAGUAGUGCCAAAAACGCGCCAGGUGCGCCGUAGUUUUAGUGUGUGUGAUCAAAUAAAAACGAGGAAUUAUUUCGGCAGGCAAGCUGGACCGACUGUUCGUACGCGUUUCCAUGCGAUUUCUCUCUGCGUGGCAGCCAAAAUACUCUCUCACACACACUCACUUCUCAGAGAUCUCAGCUCGGAAAGACGCACUUCUUGUUAGUAGUCUCUUAUAUUAUAUUGUUAGUGUCGAAUCGCCGACAAAAUUUAGAAUAAUUAUAUUGAAAAAAGAAUUUGAAUACAAGCUCGUGAGUUUUUAGCAAAUUGUUUUCCCACGCGACCAUUUUGCCAAAAAAAUAUGAUUAAAUUUGUCUAAUGGAAUAAACAAAAAUUUUGGCUCUGUGGUUGCUGUUGAUUUUUCGAGAUAAAUGUCUGUAAAACGCAAAAGAGGUACACAAUAACUGCCAAAAAUUUACAUCUAGCUAAUGUUGUAGGCUCGAAAGUGAGCUGAGACCGUUAUUUUGUUGAAAAUUGUGCAGGAGAUUUAAACGAAACGAAGUCGCUGUCAGACCAAAAAUUAAGGAUACGCGCAUUUUCACACGUCUUGAUUUUUGUUUUUUAUUCUUUCCUCGACUCUAGGUUGUAGGGAAGGUAACAAAAGCGGCUAUUAAUAUACCGACGGAACAUAUUAGUUUCUGCAAAACACUUACAAGGAGAGAACGUGCUAUAGCGGUGUAAAUACGCAUAGAGAGUGAUUGUGAACGAAGAGAGCGAACUCAAUUAUAUACCUGAUUCUGAUGCUUGUGGUGACUGCGUUUUCCGAGAAGGAUUACAAUUGGCUGUUUGCAUAAUACCUUUUUUUAUCGAUUAUAUUGUUACCACACUUUAAUUCAUUAUGUAUGUCGAGGAAAAUAUAGAGCUGAGGAUUUUGCAAAAUUUUUACAGCCCUAUUUUUCGUUCUGAUUAUCAAUAUUUAUUUCGCACUUGGCGCAGAUGAUACUUGUAACUGAGCAAUUGAAUAUCAUUGUUAAAUAAAAUUGAAUUUUAUUAUACUGCAAAAA
Cloeon dipterum is the source of this 6398-nucleotide messenger RNA. RefSeq lists its product as uncharacterized. Lineage: Eukaryota; Metazoa; Arthropoda; Insecta; Ephemeroptera; Baetidae. The record is from RefSeq and is a predicted model, not a curated record. The transcript is spliced from 4 exons. Bases 324 to 3749 code for a protein of 1141 amino acids.